CACAAUAGGUUUUUACUAAGUAUAAAAGUGAUAGUAUUAAUAGGAAGAAGGGAUAUCAAGAGAGAUAGGGGAGGAUUAGGAAAGAGAUUGCGGGAAACAGCAAGAACUCAAUAAAGUGUUGCAGAUAGCUUGACUGACAGGUGGAACACAUUGGGACGCUUUACUGACGUACGAGAGAAAAGAGAGCGAGAGAAACGUCUGGGAAGGGGCAGCAUACCUCACUGUUGUAGUACAUGGCGAUUUGGAAUGGAAACAAGCAGAGGAAUUUUGGAGGGAAAAAGGGAGAGCGAGGGAGAGAGAGAGAGAGCAGAGGAAGGUGGUAGGCAUGAGUGAGGGCCGUCAGACUCAUUGAGGAUCAAGAGAAGAGAGAACCCAUAUAAAAAUACUCAGUAGCAACUGGCACUCACACUUGCACCGUGACAUCUGAUUAACUGCUUGUCGAUCUCAGUUGAAUGUUGAUAACAAGCAAAGGACUGUAAGACUCAGAUCUCAGUCCAGUGCAGAUGGGAAAGAAACAGUGAGAGAGAAACUGACUGUUUCCAAGACUUCCUGAAAGACCUGCAGCGUUGGACAAUGACUACCGAACCUAGAGAACUUGACGAGCUGUGCUACCUCACGGCUCAGUCCAUGACAUCACUGGUGACAUCAGAGCACUUCAAACUCAUCAAAAAGCUGGGAGAGGGGUCGUACGGCAAGGUGAUGCUGGCGGUGCAUCAGAGGAGAGGAACCCCAAUGGCUCUGAAGUUCUUCCCCCGUCACUCCACCACUCUCCAAGCUUUCCUGCGUGAAUAUAAUCUCUCCGUCUCCUAUUGCACACACCCUUCUCUAACCCGGGCUCUAGGCAUCUUCUACUCCACUCCUUCUCACUAUGUCUUUGCCCAGGAGGCUGGUCUCUAUGGUGACCUGUAUGAAGUCAUCGUGUCAGAGGAGGGGGUGAGUGAGGAGAGUUCCCAGCGUGUGAUGUCUCAGUUGAGUGGUGCUGUGUCUCAUCUCCAUUCUCUUGGCUUUGUGCACCGUGACAUCAAGCCAGAGAACAUCUUCUUGUGUGACCGUGCUUGUCGCUGGGUCAAACUGGGUGACUUUGGCCUGGCACGAGCACAGGGGACCAAGGUCCGUGCUGUGUGGUACAAUUCCCCUUUCUGUGUGCCCGAGGUGGAGUGCGCCAAGAGAGUCAGUGAUACAGAGGACAUCUGGAUGUCUGUGGAGCCCAGUUUGGAUACUUGGGCUUUGGGGAUCCUCAUAUACUGUCUGCUGACGAGCUGCUUCCCCUGGGAAGAGACCACUUCUGAUGACCCUUCCUACUGCAAAUACAGAGACUGGUUCAACCGAAUCAAACAGAGAGAGGAGACACAAGACACCGUGAGAGAGGAGAAUGUGGCCCCGCAGUUUGACUCUUUAAGCUCAUUGGUUCUCACCUUACUGAGAAAGCUGCUGAAUCCACUGCCCCGGCUUCGUCCUGGGCCUGAUGAGAUCCUGUCUUACCUCGGGGGACCUUGGUUACUGAAGACUGAGAAAGAGGAGAUGAGGAGAGAGCAAGAGGCACAAGUGGAGGCCAAGAAGAUGCAUGAGAGAGGAAGGGUGGAAGGGGAAAAAGAUAUAUUGGGAAGAAGGGAGAGAUAAAGUUUGUGUUCAAAAGCAAUAUUAUAUACAGAUGUACUUUAUUUUCAAGAUUUUAUAUAGUGUUUCUAUUUCGGAAUAUUAUGUUUUUUUGUUUGUUUGUUUGUUUAUAUGUUUGUUUGUUUUUUAAGUAUCAAUAGAAUAGUUUUAUUAUGAACUGUAGAAAUUAAAGAAAAUAACUGGAUGUGUAAAUAGACUACAUACUACAUGAACUUUCUGUAGACACUACACUGUAAAAAAUUUCUUGUUGUUUUUACAAAAACUUUUUGGCAGCUGUGGUUGCCAGAAUAAUUUUGUAAAAAUACAGAAAACUGUAAACACAUUUACGUCAAAAACUGUUAAUUUUACAAUAUAAAGCUGUAAUUUACAAACAAGAAAAUGUGAAUAUAAACCAGUAAAUUCAACAACACACAAAAUUAAAUCUGUUUUGUACCUUGAAAAUACUGACAACCACCAUAAUAAUAAAGAUGGUACUGUAUAAGAGAAAGCCACAUGAAGUAUCAAAGCUCAUCACAAGUAGCUUCACCACAAGCAGAAGUAUAUAUUAACAUAUAGAAGGUGCACAUUUAUGGAAACACAAAACACCAUCAUGGUAACACACGUGAUACUUAAAUAAUGCAAAAAACUUUCAUUAAGCAACAGAAGAUGUAACAUAAAGCUCAAAUGUACAUAACUGAUAACAAGAACUAUUUAAAAACAUGAUUAUUUAAACAAAAUACUUUCAAACGUGGAGUGUCACGCAGGGAAUUCUGGGAAUAUCAGUUUACAGUUUUAGACUGUAAAUUAUACAUUGAUUUGUUCUUUUUUUACUUCUAAAAGCUGUAUAAUUAACAGAAUUUUACUGUAAAUUUACAUUAAAUGCUUUGUUAGAUCUUUUACAGUUUUUCCCUGUAUAUAGUACGGGAACUUACUGUUAACCUAUUAUCAGUUUUUUUCCGUAGCGUUUUUACAAAAUUUUACAAUUAAAAUUACACUUAUUUUUUACAGUGUAGGAAAGCAGUCCCAAAAAGUGUUUAUUAUUCUAAGUAUAGCAUAUAAUUAUAUUAUAAUGAUAUAUUUAAAAAUUAUAUUUAGAAUUAUAUAAAAACACUGGAAGUUUGAAAGAAGUCUCUUAUGCUCACCAAAGCAGCAUUUAUUCGAUCAAAAACAGCAAUAUUGAUGCCUGAAGCAUUAUUGCAAUUUAAAAUGACUGUUUUAUGUUUUAAUAAAUGAAAUUCCAUUUUGGUCCAUAAAAGCUGAAUUUUCAGCAGCCAUUACUCCAGUCUUCAGUGUCACAUGAACAUUCAGAAGUAAUUCUAACAUGCUGAUUUGCUGCUCAAUAAACAUUUCUUAUGAUAAGAAAAAAAAAAAGUUUUUCAGUACUCUGAUUUAUUUAUGUAUUCACUCAACAUGUAUAAAUGCAAAUAUGUACUGAGGAGGUGUAGAUUAAUAAUGCUCAUCAGAUGUGGGUGGAAUACAUAAACACUGUCUCUACCUCAAGCAGUUGUUUUGAUGUACAUAGCAACACAUACCCGUUUAUACAUGUUUUAAUAAACUUGUUUGUU
Messenger RNA from Carassius gibelio (silver crucian carp), 3161 nucleotides. RefSeq names its product serine/threonine-protein kinase SBK2-like. NCBI's taxonomy places the organism in Eukaryota, Metazoa, Chordata, Actinopteri, Cypriniformes, Cyprinidae. Bases 574 to 1620 code for a protein of 348 amino acids. Gene Ontology annotation, molecular function: ATP binding; protein serine/threonine kinase activity. Gene Ontology annotation, biological process: peptidyl-serine phosphorylation; peptidyl-threonine phosphorylation. The record is from RefSeq and is a predicted model, not a curated record. The transcript has 4 exons.